UACCUUUUCUAAAAGGAAUUUUUUUUUCAUUUCGGAGUUUCGUACAUUAUGCUCUCACUAUUUGUUAAUACGAAACUAAUUCAUUUGUUGUGAAAAUCGAAAGUUUAUAAAAUGGAAUUUGUCGCCACAGUGCACCGCUCUAACGAAAUCCAAUAUCGACGAGAAAAGUUUAUUAGACGACAAAGUUACAUCGUUUAUUUUCCGCUGUACAAUUCUACGGUAUCCUUUAAUCGGCAACUUGAAUUGUUUUUGAUUUCAGAUCCGAGGACCAUCGUUUUGCCGUUAAUGGAAUCGCCCAUUCUCAUCCCGACUAUCCUCGCCUCGUAUCUAUACUUCGUCUUGAAAUGCGGGCCGAGGUACAUGAAAGACAAAAAGCCGUACGAUCUGAGGACUUUCGUGAAAUACUACAACAUUUUCCAAAUAGUCAGCAAUGGCUUGUUAGUGCAACAAUUAUUAUCAGCAGGAGUACUGACAGAAUUCUCAGUGAUCUGCACGCCGUCGAAUUAUUCGUUUGAUCCCAAGCAUGUAAAGAUUGCCUACACGUUCUGGUGGACGCUACUUCUGAAGCUUGUCGACUUGAUCGAAACAGGCGUAUUCGUGCUGAGGAAAAAGGACAGGCAGAUUUCCUUUCUACACAUAUACCACCACAUAUCGACGGUGUUAAUUGCUUGGACUAUCGGAAGAUAUACUGCAGUGAUAAUGGCCUCUUUCACGAUCGUGGUGAACUGCUUUAUUCACGUGAUCAUGUACACCUAUUACUACUUCAGCGCAAUGGGAGACAAAGCGCCGAAAAUUCUGAAGAAGUUAAAGCCACUACUCACGAUAAUGCAAAUGAUUGCCUACACGUUCUGGUGGACGCUACUUCUGAAGCUUGUCGACUUGAUCGAAACAGGCGUAUUCGUGCUGAGGAAAAAGGACAGGCAGAUUUCCUUUCUACACAUAUACCACCACAUAUCGACGGUGUUAAUUGCUUGGACUAUCGGAAGAUAUACUGCAGUGAUAAUGGCCUCUUUCACGAUCGUGGUGAACUGCUUUAUUCACGUGAUCAUGUACACCUAUUACUACUUCAGCGCAAUGGGAGACAAAGCGCCGAAAAUUCUGAAGAAGUUAAAGCCACUACUCACGAUAAUGCAAAUG
Molecule: messenger RNA, 1137 nt
Organism: Megalopta genalis
Lineage: Eukaryota; Metazoa; Arthropoda; Insecta; Hymenoptera; Halictidae
Source: RefSeq, a predicted model, not a curated record